This is a messenger RNA of Lingula anatina, 1089 nucleotides long. RefSeq names its product proton channel OtopLc. Gene Ontology annotation, molecular function: proton channel activity. Lineage: Eukaryota; Metazoa; Brachiopoda; Lingulata; Lingulida; Lingulidae. Gene Ontology annotation, biological process: proton transmembrane transport. The record is from RefSeq and is a predicted model, not a curated record. Gene Ontology annotation, cellular component: membrane.
CUUGUGAUAAAAAAGCACAAAGCCUUUGUUCGGUUUGGUCUGAUUCACGUGGUGGCAAGCAACGUGAGCGUCUGGAUCUCGGCCCUUGUGUUCGAAAUUGCCCAGGAGUACAGGUAUGAAACCUACACCCAGCAGACGACCGGGAAGCUCCAAGGUACCGGAAGUACCAUGUUCGCUGUGGAAAACACAUCUUUGCCGAUGACAGCUGCAUCAGAUGGCAAUUGCUACACGGAGAGAACGCUGGCAGACCUGGCGGCACCGUACCUAUAUCCAUGCACAAUGCAGUACAGUUUCAUUGCCGCUGCCAUCGUGUACAAAAUAUACCAAGCGGUUGGAAGAUCGCCAAAGCUGAAUUCUCGCGGCAUCUCGCCUGAUCUCGCCGAUGAUGCUGAUGGAACAUCUUGCCACAAGUCAAACCGGGGACUUUUCUUUGGAAUACUAGUUGGUGUGGGGACAAUUAUUGCUAUAAGCAUGUUUUUUGUUUUCUAUGAGAAACUUUCGGAUAAAUCUGUCUCGAUAUAUAUUUUCUACAUCAGCGAGUUGUCACUUCUGUUCAUCACAGGCGUCGUUCUAAUUUGCGCACAUUACAGAACGCGCGUGUUGCUGUUUAUUGAGUUAGAGGAUGAUAAUUUUGAUGGCGUGCUUCUGACAUUUGCGUUGUGCGGAGUAUAUGUGUACCACAUGUUCAUAAUAAUUGCCUGCAUACAAAGUUUAACAAGCUUCGACAUGUUUAUACUUCUUUCGUUGUGUACAUCAGUGCUUGAGUUUGUGCAGUCUUCAUGUCAGACACUGUUUCUACUGGACGGAAUGCGAAGACGGUCUGACAACGAUGAUCACGUAAUUAAAAAACCAGGCCGAGCUCUUGUCACGUUUCUUCUCGUUUGCAACUUUGCCAUGUGGUCUGUGAAUACUUUUGCCGUGGAGAGGGUUCAGGAUGUCAACAAAUUGUACGUCGAGUUUUAUUCCUAUCUCCCUUGGAACAUCAUGGCUACCCUCACUGUUCCCAUGGUGAUCUUUUUUCGGUUCCUUUCUACCGUCUGCCUGUCGGAUAUUUGGCAUCGCGCUUACACCAAGGAGAAAAAUUCGUAA